AUGCGGUCCAAGACUGACAAGACUGACAAUGCGGGGGGCCCAGGAGGGGAGGCAGCCGGCGGUCUGGCCUUGAAGCUGGUCAUUCUGAAGGCUAGAAACUUGGCCGCAAAAGAUCGUGGAGGCACUUCCGACCCAUAUCUUGUCAUCACCUCGGGUGAUAGUAGGGUUGUCACCCAUUCAGUCUCGAAAACCCUCAAUCCCGACUGGAAUGUAAUCGAAGAACUUCCUGUCAAUUCAGCUCAGAAUCUCCUCCUCGAUGUCAUCUGUUGGGACAAGGAUCGUUUUGGCAAGGAUUACAUGGGCGAGUUUGACAUAGCUCUCGAGGAGAUUUUCCAAAAUGAACGGACCGAGGCCGAACCACGCUGGUUUCCCCUAAAGAGCAAAAGACCUGGAAAGAAGACCAGUGUUGUCUCUGGCGAGGUCCUGCUGCAAUUUACCCUCCUUGACACGACCAACCCGGGUGCCUCCCCCAGAGAGAUUCUGGACAAGUUUUCCGCUCUUGUUCGCUCCAUUUCUGCAUCUAUGCCGUCGCCCAAACCACACUUGACUCCCGAAGCAAACCAAGGCGCGACAUCUAUGCCUGGCCAGGAAGAACCUGGCGACGAGGAGGACGAGGAUGACCUGACCGAAUUCGAUGAUGAAGAAGGCGAUGACCCAUCCAAGCCGGAGACGGCCGAAAAGAGGCGCCGUAGACUUAGGAUCAGGGGCCUGAGGAAGCGAAGAAGAGACAAUCCUUACGCCUUUAACAAUGGUGGUUCUGAUGUUGUAGGCAUCAUCUUCCUCGAGAUUGUCAAAAUCACCGACCUGCCCCCCGAGUCUAACCUCACGCGAACAAGCUUUGACAUGGACCCGUUUGUAGUUGCGUCCCUAGGCAAGAAGACAUACCGUACACGCCGUGUCAGGCACAACUUAAACCCAGUCUACAAUGAAAAAAUGAUUUUCCAUGUGCAGGGCCACGAGCAGACGUAUUCUUUUUCUUUCACUGUCAUCGACCACGACAAAUAUUCUGGAAACGACUUUAUCGCGUCUUGUAAUCUGCCGGUACCGCAGCUGAUCGAGAGGGCACCACAGGCCAACCCAGAAACUGGACUCUACGAACUACGGGAGCCGGAUGGACACACUCCCUCAGCAACUAGAUCCCGCUUCAAGAAGCUGGGCAUGUCUCGGUCAUCAUCCACACAAAGCUUGGGCAAAUUGAUGCGUACGCAGGUGUCGAAAAGCCCACCCAACACCAACACUUUGUCACAAAGCACCAGUGUUGAGACAAGUCAGACGCCAUCCGCCAUGACCCUCUCGCCAGUCUCUGAUGCACCUGCUAACCCGGCUGAGCCGUCAGACACUGUUGCUGAAGGUGAGGGUGCCGAUUUCCAUGACUAUGUGGUCCCCCUGAAGAUGAAGAAUUUGGAUAAAUGGGAGAGCAAACACAGCCCUCAGAUUUACCUCAAAGCCAAGUACAUGCCGUACCCAGCUCUGCGCCAGCAAUUCUGGCGGGCCAUGCUUCGCCAGUACGAUACUGACGAAAGUGGUGAGAUAAGCCGCGUUGAACUCACUACCAUGCUGGACACGCUGGGAUCUACUCUGAAGGAGUCUACAAUCGACAGCUUUUUCCAACGAUUCCCCCACAAAGCUGCUGACAACGAAGAGACGUGGGAUCUGACCAUGGAUGAGGCAGUGAUUUGCCUGGAGGACCAACUCGAGGCCAAGAGCAAGCCUACGACAGUUGCAGACAAGGUCAAGAGCCUGGUUCCGGACUUGAAGCAACUUGGAAUUCAUAACAAGCCAGACAUCACUGGGGAUCUAAGCUCUGCCAACGUGUCAGGUACUUCCACUCCCCAGAUCGUUGUUGAGCCAGAGACCCCCAUUGACCCCAAGGGCUCCGGAGGAGAGGAGAGUGACGAGUUUGGCGACAGAGACGAGGAACAUGUCGUAGAAAUUCGCGAAUGCCCCAUCUGUCACCAGCCGCGACUCAACAAGCGUAGUGAUACAGACAUCAUUACCCACAUUGCUACUUGCGCGAGCCAGGACUGGAGACAAGUGAACACAGUGUUGAUGGGUGGCUUUGUGACGGCCAGCCAGGCACAGCGCAAAUGGUACUCCAAGGUCAUUACCAAGAUCUCCUAUGGAGGUUACAAGCUGGGUGCCAACUCGGCCAACAUUCUGGUGCAAGAUCGCAUGACUGGCCAGAUCAAUGAAGAGAAGAUGAGUGUCUACGUCAGACUGGGUAUCCGGCUGCUGUACAAGGGCCUGAAGUCGCGUGAUAUGGAGAACAAACGAAUCCGAAAACUGUUGAAAAACCUGAGCAUAAAGCAGGGACGAAAGUUUGAUGACCCUGCGUCUAGGGAGGAAAUCGAAAAAUUUAUCGAGUUUCACGGUCUGGACAUGUCAGAAGUUCUCUUGCCGAUCGAAGAGUUUAAGAACUUUAACGAAUUCUUCUACCGAGCACUGAAGCCCAACGCUCGACCCUGCUCGGCACCCAAUAACCCUGGCAUCAUUGUGUCGCCAGCUGACUGCCGAAGCGUGGUCUUCAACCAGAUGACGCAGGCAACCAAGAUCUGGGUCAAGGGGAGAGAAUUCAGCAUCAAGAGGCUGCUAGGGGAUGCUUAUCCAAAUGACGCCGCUCGCUAUGAGAAUGGCGCGUUGGGCAUCUUCCGGUUAGCACCACAGGACUACCAUCGAUUCCACAUCCCCGUUGAUGGCAUCAUGGGCAAGCCAAUCACCAUUUCUGGUGAAUACUACACAGUGAACCCGAUGGCCAUCCGGUCGGCGCUCGACGUCUACGGUGAAAACGUGCGCAUCAUUGUACCGAUUGACAGUGUGGCUCACGGAAGAGUCAUGGUGAUUUGUGUGGGCGCAAUGAUGGUCGGCAGCACAGUCAUUACGCGAAACGCCGGCGAUGAGGUAAAGAGGGCCGAGGAGCUUGGGUAUUUUAAAUUUGGUGGCAGCACGGUGUUGCUACUGUUCGAGCCUGGCAGGAUGGUGUUUGACGAUGACUUGGCAGACAACUCAAGCACAGCGCUGGAGACUUUGAUCCGGGUGGGCAUGUCGAUUGGGCACUCACCAGAUGUGCCCCUACACACACCGGAUAUGCGCAAGAGCGAGGAUGAAAUCACCGAGGCAGAGAAGAAAGAGGCCAAGCGCCGCAUCCAGGGCAACUUUGCCAUGGAGCAGUCUCCCAGCGAUAGUGGCGACGACGAUGUCCCCAAGCGUCGAAUAUCUUAUGUGCCAACCAUGAACACAAUGGCGGCGUCGGCCAUGUAG
Metarhizium brunneum ARSEF 3297 is the source of this 3258-nucleotide messenger RNA. RefSeq names its product Phosphatidylserine decarboxylase proenzyme 3. The record is from RefSeq and is a predicted model, not a curated record. Lineage: Eukaryota; Fungi; Ascomycota; Sordariomycetes; Hypocreales; Clavicipitaceae. Gene Ontology annotation, molecular function: calcium ion binding; phosphatidylserine decarboxylase activity. Gene Ontology annotation, biological process: phospholipid biosynthetic process.